Molecule: messenger RNA, 2111 nt
Organism: Paramecium octaurelia
Lineage: Eukaryota; Ciliophora; Oligohymenophorea; Peniculida; Parameciidae
Source: the annotation of a GenBank genome assembly
AUGGAUAGUAGUCCAAGGUGUCCUUUUGGAUUUUAGACAGAACCAAGCAAUGAUUCACCUGUGAAGAAAGUUAGUUUUAAGGAAUUUCUUAUUCAGAGAUAGAGUGUUCAUAAAUCCUCAUUACCUACAGUUGUCUAACAAAAAAAUAGGAGAUGGGAAAAACAAUUAAGUUCUUUAUUGUCACCUGAGAUUCUUUCUUUUAGACAAGUGCAAUCAAAUCAGCAAAUACCUUUAAAUGAAAUAGUGAAAGUAGCGAGAAUCACCAAUACAAAAACUAACAAUGAGUACAAUUUAAUAUUAUUGUAGUAAAGAACAAGAAUUUAAGAAAACUAAAUCAGAAUCAUUAUAAAUACCAAUGCUCAACAUUCCUAUGAUGCCAACAAAUGGAUUUUUCAAAUUUCAACCCCAACAUCGAAUGAGAAAAACUGGAAUGUAUAGUCUGAGAAAUUGUAAUGAAUAAUUAGAAUAAAUCAACAGAAAAUAAAAGUCCAAUGUUAACAACUUUUCACUGCCCUAAUUAACGCAGGAAGAGAUUAUUACCCAAUUUUUCCAAACGAAAUUUUAAAAGUCAAAUGAAAAUGAUGUAAAUUGAUCAUUCAUACAUAAUUUAGGAAUUACAACAUAAACCUAUUGGGUCCAGUGCGAGAUUGGAUUAUGAGGCAAACAUUCUUUUCACUAAGAUCACUUCCGAUUACACCUUAUAUUAAAAAUACAAAGGAAGACACAUCAAACAUUUGAAAGAAGUUUAUCGCAGUUUAUUAGGUGUUGGGUAUGACAAGGAAAUAAUGAUGGACCCUGGAAGACUAAAAAGCAUUCAUUCCUAAUUAAAUAUAAAAAAUGAUUAGUUUUUAAGAUUUAAAUACUUAUUCAUAAAUUAGUUUCUCGAAAUGGAAACUCCUUUAGAUUUAUUUUUUAAGGGUUGUCACAAAAUAGAAAGCUUCAAACCUUUAGUUUUAAAUAAGGUAUGCUAAUCAAAAUUAAUUUAUAGCCUCUAGAUUUCGAAAUCUAUGGUUAGGAUGUAGGAAUUAAGAAAAUCACAGAAUCUAUGUAUGAUAAAAUAUUCAAAGAUUAUACACUUUCUCCAUAUUUCAUAUUGAUAGACAAGGAAACUCAAGCAAAGAAAUUCUCUCGUUUAUUUGCACAAUUGAUAGAUCACACUGACUCUCCCAACUAUACUCUAGAGAUAUUAAGAGAAAGACAUAUUUAAUAUAAUUUAACUUUAGUUUAGUUUGCAAAUUUUAAAUUUUAUCUUUCAAUGACUUUGCAAUAGCAAUAAAUAGGAUUCAAACAUAUAAGAUCAUUGUUGAGAAAAAUGGACACUUACAAAUAUGCGAUUUUGAACAAGGAGAGUUUGUAAGAAACGAUCAAUGCUUUUGGAUAUAGAGAAUUUAUUGAUGGGUUGGUGAAGUAAUGUUAAACUGAACCAAUCUUAUACGAAUUAUUUAAUAAGCGUGGUAAGUAUAGAUUUACAGCUCAUUGUGAAAAUAUGAUACACUUUUUUUUUCGUGACAAUGUCAAAUCUAUAACAGAUCAAGACAUUGAAUAAGUACAUAAAUGCAAUGCAGUCAUUUCAGAGAAGGUUUUUUCAAAAAUUAAAGAACACACCUUUUAAGCUCUAAUGAAAAUUACAAAGGACUCUCUUAUACUCUCUGAUUUUGAAGAAGAUUGGGAGGAAAUCAAACCAUUUAUAAUGAACAAAUCAAAAAAGCAAAUCGUGAAAUAAUUGGGAGGAUAAACUUUUAUCAAUAACCUUGCUUCCACUUUGGCUUUUGAAAUGCAACAAAGACCUCAAUUAAACAAAGUCUUUGAGGUAAUUCUUAAGUCAAUUAUUAUAAUAGGACAAUGAUACAUGUGUAGCCCAAAAUUUGAAAUGCAAAUUGAAUUUAAUGCUUUAUGGAAUUCAUUUUUAUAAGAAAACAGAGUUGGAAGUGCUUCACAAAAGAUUAAAAAUAUCAGAAUAAGUUUACUUUGAAUUUUAAUAAGUAAAAGUCCCAUUAAUAUAUAAGGCCACUAAACAUGUGCUUGAAAAUUUUCCUAAAUUGUAAUGGUUAAAUAAGGUAUUGGAAGACUAUAAAAAGCAUAUUGUUUCUGAUUUUUGAUGAUAACUUUAC